Caenorhabditis briggsae is the source of this 957-nucleotide messenger RNA. Lineage: Eukaryota; Metazoa; Nematoda; Chromadorea; Rhabditida; Rhabditidae. Bases 1 to 957 code for a protein of 318 amino acids. The transcript is spliced from 4 exons. The record is from RefSeq and is a predicted model, not a curated record.
AUGAUGGAAUUUCUGCAGUAUAUUCUAGUCUUACUCCUGGUUUUUUGUUCCUUUUUUAACGGAUCAUUUGCUCAGCCACCGACAUGCGCCCAAGCCGGAUGUCCAACGGGUGGAGUUUGGGGAGAAUGGAAAACCAUCGGAAGUGGACAAUGUGAUAUGGAGUGUGGAGGGUGUGGUACACUUGUGCAGACCAGAGAGUGUAUAAGUGAUCCAAUUUGUCCUUGCACAGGAAGCUCCAAUCGUACCACAGGUUGUAAUUUCAACGCAUGCAAGUAUCCAACUCAAAAAGUUUGUUGUAACCCAUAUGUCCCAAUGGUUGUGAACAAAGUUCAAAUCUGUGGUCCAAUCCCCAAAACAAUUGAUUCAAGUGCAUGCUGCCCGCAGUCCACAUUAUACUCUGAAUGGUCUGGAUAUAGUAGUAACGGUAACAAAGGAUGGGUCAGAACCAGAAGAUGUCUGACCGCUUCAAUCGGAUGCCCUUGUGCUGCUAAAGAUAUUACCGAAACAGUGGAUGGUGGAGUGGAUCUAGUUUGUCCCUGUCCGGCAGCAGCCGGGUUAGCAGAUAGUGAUUGCGAAGGUACAAGUCUUCCUGGAAACAAGGGUUAUGUUCAGACAAUGGCUAUCGAUAAUGAAGCGUGCACUGCAACUGUGAUGUUUUAUGCUGCAAAUCAAGCCACUCAAACCCCUCCCUUUUAUUUUUGUAAACCAAUGGCAAGCGGUUAUCAAGGUGCUAUGAAUUUUCAAGGGGCGUAUAUUACCGUGAAGGAGUCAGUUUCUAAGAAAUGUGUUGCUCACACUGCAUUCGAUUGCGAAGGCGGCAAGAACACGGAUAAAUACCCGUCUGCUCCUCGGCAAGAUGUUACAUUCACUUGUAAUUUGCAAACAAAGAAAUGGAUUCUGGAUUUCACCGGAAACGACAUCGACUCCUAUUACCAAGGAAACUGGACUCUCAACUAA